AUGAGUGGUAAUGGGCUCAAAAGACCAGGCGAGUCUGAAUCGCGCGAUUCAGAAACCUUGGAGAAGCGUCUUAAGCCGCAAUCCUUCGAUCACAGUGCUUUAAGUGAACCUGUCUCGGGCAUCGAAAUAAUUCCAACAGACAAGUUUAGCAAGCAACAAACGCAAGGAUUCAUCCCAAAAGGUGCAGUGAAUGGAUCGCAGCCUGUUAAUCCAUCUGCUUUCGAGCAGGAAUUGUUGCAUAUGGAUCAUGAAGCCGUAGUGGCUCAAGAACACGGCAAAAAUUCAGCAUGGGCACGUAAACCACUUCCCGAGGACUUUUCGCCAGAAACGCAUUCUAUUUCUUUCCAACAACUUGAUGCCGAGCAGUGUCUUCUGCCUGGUGUGAGAGUCAACAACACUUCUCAUGCAGUUCGAUUUUUCGGAGUGACUGAUGAAGGCCACUCGGUGCUCUGUAGUGUCACUGGAUUCAGACAUUACCUGUACGUUCCAGCACCUGCUGGCUUUACAAAACAAGAUAUCGACACUUUCCAGGACUAUUUGAAUAAUUCAUACGAUAACGUAGUGGAUGAAAUAGAGAUUACAAUGCGCCAGUCUAUUUGGGGGUACUCAGGAACAGCUAAGCUGCCGUUUCUAAAAAUUUAUGCCACAAAUCCUGCUGGUAUCAAUAAGAUAAGAACCGGGUUCGAACGUGGCCAUAUCGCAUACAAUGAUACUUGGUUUACAGGUGGCACAUCGACCUACGAUAACAUUGCAUUCCCAUUGAGGGUCAUGAUAGAUUGCGGAAUCACAGGUAUGUCUUGGAUAACUCUGCCAAAGGGCAAAUACAGCCUGCUUGCAGAGAAAGAAAAAGUGAGUACGUGUCAACUGGAAGUGAUGGUAAAUUUUAAAGAUUUGAUUGCACGUCCUGCUGAUGGCGAAUGGUCACAUUCUGCCCCACUUAGAAUCCUUUCUUUCGAUAUUGAAUGUUCUGGUAGAGUGGGUGUUUUUCCAGAGGCUGAAAUUGAUCCCGUUAUCCAGAUUGCAAACGUGGUAAGUAUUGCUGGUGCAUCGAAAUCAUUUAUUCGAAACGUCUUUACCGUGAAUACCUGUUCACCCAUCACAGGUUCUCAAAUUUUCGAUCACAGAACUGAAAAUGAUAUGCUCAAGCAAUGGCGGAAAUUUGUAGUCGAAGUUGACCCAGACGUCUUCGUUGGAUACAAUACUACAAACUUCGAUUUACCUUACUUGUUAGGUCGCGGUAAGGCGCUGAAAAUCGAGGAAUUUCCAUAUUUUGGUAGGUUGAAAACUGUAAAACAAGAAGUUAAAGAAGCAGUGUUUUCUUCAAAGGCAUACGGAACUCGUGAGUCAAAAAUCAUCAAUAUAGAUGGUCGCUUGCAACUUGAUCUACUGCAAUUCGUGCAGCGUGAAUACAAGUUGAGAUCCUACACUUUGAACGCAGUUUCUGCUCAUUUUCUUGGCGAGCAAAAGGAAGAUGUUCAUCACAGUAUUAUCAGCUCCCUUCAAAAUGGAGAUUCAGAAACUAGACGACGUUUAGCAGUUUACUGCCUGAAGGAUGCAUUCUUACCAUUACGACUAUUGGAAAAGCUCAUGGCUUUAGUUAACUACACCGAAAUGGCUCGUGUGACGGGUGUACCGUUCUCAUACUUACUGGCUCGUGGUCAACAAAUCAAGGUUGUGUCUCAAUUGUUUCGCAAGUGCCUGCAAAUUGACACGGUAAUUCCAAAUAUGCAGUCACAAGGUUCCGAUGAACAAUACGAGGGCGCUACAGUUAUCGAACCCAUUAGAGGCUACUACGAUGUACCAGUUGCAACUUUGGAUUUCAAUUCUCUUUACCCAAGUAUCAUGAUGGCCCACAAUCUUUGCUACACAACAUUGUGCGACAAAGCUACGGUCGAAAAGUUGAAUUUGGUGAAAGAUGAAGACUAUGUCCUAACUCCUAAUAAUGACUAUUUUGUCACUGCUAAACUACGCCGAGGCAUCCUGCCAGAAAUUCUGCAUGAACUGAUCACAGCUAGAAAAAGGGCGAAGAAGGACUUAGGUGCAGAGAAAGAUCCAUUUAAACGUGACGUUUUGAAUGGUAGACAGCUGGCAUUGAAGAUAUCUGCCAAUUCGGUGUAUGGUUUUACUGGUGCUACGGUUGGAAAGUUGCCGUGUCUCGCCAUUUCAUCCUCCGUAACGUCAUUCGGAAGAACGAUGAUUGAGAAGACAAAGCAAGCCGUGGAGGAAAAGUACUGCAUGAAAAAUGGCUACGAACAUGACGCAGUGGUGGUUUAUGGUGAUACUGAUUCCGUCAUGGUCAAAUUCGGUACUAAUGAUUUGAAAACUGCAAUGGACCUCGGCGCGGAGGCGGCAGAAUACGUAUCAGGACUUUUCAAAAACCCCAUAAACCUAGAGUUCGAAAAGGCUUAUUUUCCAUAUUUGCUCAUCAACAAGAAGCGAUACGCGGGUCUGUAUUGGACAAAACCAGAGAAAUAUGAUAAGCUAGACCAAAAAGGUCUUGCCUCGGUCCGUCGUGACUCUUGUCCCUUGGUUUCCAUAGUCAUGAACAAGGUGUUAAAAAAGAUUUUGAUUGACCGUAACGUUGACGACGCGCUGAACUUUGUCAAAGAGACUAUCGGUGACAUUCUCCAUAACAGGGCAGACAUUUCAAAGUUGAUCAUUUCCAAAACACUGGCUCCCAAUUACACUAAUCCACAACCGCACGCUGUACUAACGGAGCGUAUGAUAAAAAGAGACGGUGUUGGUCCAAACGUUGGUGACCGUGUCGAUUACGUUGUCAUCGGAGGAAACGAUAAGCUCUAUAACAGAGCGGAGGAUCCGCUUUAUGUUUUGGAGCACAAUAUUCAGAUUGAUUCCAAAUACUAUUUGACAAACCAAUUGCAAAACCCGAUUAUCAGCAUUAUUGCUCCGAUCAUUGGUGAGAAGCAAGCGAACUCUAUGUUCGUCGUGAAAUCGAUCAAGAUCAGUGCAGGAAGCACGAAAUCAGGUUUAAUGGGCUUUGUAAAAAAGGUUCAAACUUGCAAAGGUUGCAAGCGGCCACUGAGUAAAACUGAAGGUCCCCUGUGUCACAACUGUGUUAGCAGGUCGGGUGAAUUUUAUGUUCGUGCUCUAUUCGACGUACGAGAGCUUCAACAAAAGUUCGCACGACUAUGGACACAAUGUCAACGGUGCUCUGGUAGUUUGCACAAUGAGGUUUUAUGUUCGAACAAAAACUGCGACAUAUUUUACAUGAGGGUCAAGGCAAAGAAGGAAGUACAGGAAAAGGUCAUUGAAUUGAGCAAGUGGUAA
Molecule: messenger RNA, 3288 nt
Organism: Lachancea sp. 'fantastica'
Lineage: Eukaryota; Fungi; Ascomycota; Saccharomycetes; Saccharomycetales; Saccharomycetaceae
Source: the annotation of a GenBank genome assembly